Molecule: messenger RNA, 1968 nt
Organism: Suillus subaureus
Lineage: Eukaryota; Fungi; Basidiomycota; Agaricomycetes; Boletales; Suillaceae
Exons: 8
Coding region: 1-1968 (655 amino acids)
Source: RefSeq, a predicted model, not a curated record
AUGCACACUACAAUGGCCCCUCACAAAUGGACAUCUGAUGAACAAGAAGAAUGGUUAAAACCAUACUAUGAAGCCUUCCUCAUGAAGCAGAGUGAAAAGUGUGGAAACUAUAGGAACUUUUUCGCUGACCUUUAUGAAAAUUGGUUUGAGGCAUUUCCUGAGCUGAGGCCAAGUAGCAUAACAGCAUUUGGGCCUAUAACCUUCGAGGAGCUCAAGGAAAUGAAAUCAGCGGAAGACAUGCGAAAAGUGAAAUUGCACAAUUGUUUCAAAAAUAAUUUUGGAGCAAUGAAGGCUGGCAGGAAGGCGAAAGCACAUGCCACUAAUGUUAUUGAUGUUGUAGUGCACAAGAUUACCAAGUGUGAAAAACCAACAUGUUGGCUUCAGGGGCAAGAGGCUUACUCUAAGCUUUACUACUGUGAUCACAUCAAGUCUACUGUGCAAGAGAAGCUCACAGCCACCAGCGAAAAACUCACCAAUGGAGAGCAUGUCGCACUCAUCAAGAAGGAGACUGCUGCAAUGUAUGCCAACGAAACGCCCGAGGUCAAAGCACAUGUGAAGGAAUUUCUUGAGGAGCAGAAGCAGCAAAGAGUGCAGACGAAAGAGGAAGGCUCAUGGAGUAAAUUGGAGGGUGACUAUUCACAGAACUUGGACAAACUGGCUGCCGUUGCCAACAAGUUUUUGAAAGGCCUGGUGGAUGCAACAGGGAUGUCCUUCUUGCUUCUUGCUGGUGGCCCAUCACCUGAGGCACAAGGGCAUAUUGAUGUGUACAGUUUUCAUGUUGGCUUGAUGAAACUUGGUAAUGACUUCAGUGCAGCCUAUCCUGGUUUUGAGUCUGGCAUCAUGGGUCCAUUCUGGGAUUUUCUGUGUCGUGUAUACUGUGAACUGGUGGAGGCUUCAGCAUCAGUGGAGCAUGGGGUUGAAGUAGGAGGGGAAGGGGACAAGGAAGAUUUGGUACCAGCUGUGCAGAAGUCACAAGAUAUAUCUGUUCAGGAUGUAUUGCCCACAGGUACUAUCGCUAUGGCAUCACCCACAUCGAGCACAGUAUAUCCCAUGAGUGGACAGUCAUCCUCAUGGGAUGUAUUGGAUGAUUUUUAUGAUCCUAAUGGAGGAGAUCAGCUACUCACAUUGCCUGGCAGCUCCAACACUUUCGGGAAUGAAACUCCAUACUGGGCAACUCCAGCAUUUGAUUCUGCUCUUGGUGUGAUGCUGCAACCUCCUUUGCCCUCUUUUGAGAUGUGGGACCCUACUCCAAUGACACCUGGUAUGGCACCUGAUGACCUAAUCUCUAAUGCUUCUCCCCACCCAACUCCCAUCACACUUCCAGACAAGCGCUUCUUCAACAUGUCUCCCUGCACAACCUCCACCCCACUUCUUGACCCUCUUACUAUGUCUCCCUCCACUGCACUUCUUGACCCCCCUACUAUGUCUCCCUCCACCCCACUUCUUGACCCUUCUGCUACAUCUCUCACAUCUCUGGCCAGUGUGGUUACUCAUGUGGUGCCUGUUUCUCCGGCUGCUUCACUUGCUGUGUCUCCCUGCACAGGCUCCACCCCACCUCUCAACCCUCCUACUGUGUCUCCCUCUGCCAUCGCACUUCCUGACCCUUCUCCAGCUGCUUCUCUCAUUGCUCCUGUUACUCCCACAUUGCCUACUGCAACUUUCACUGUAUCUGCUGCCCCCACCAUGCCUUUGGAGACAAGUCCAGGCCCUGCUAAAACCCAGAUGGUGGCACCAGUUGUCCCACCUGCACUGGGUGUGGCUGAUGUUGAUACUAACACUGCAGAAGAGGACACUGAGGCUGGGUGCCAUAGGACUAGCUGCAAGUCUAAACCAUCAACAUGCAAUGACAUCGCCAAUUCAAUUGGGGGCCUUGGAAAGGAGAACAUACCUCCCAAGCUGUCUGCAAAACGUUGUCUGGCUGAGGGUACCCCAGGCAACGGCGCAAAAUCCAAGAAGGCAAAGGUGUGA